Messenger RNA from Solenopsis invicta (red fire ant), 774 nucleotides. RefSeq names its product putative nuclease HARBI1. Bases 22 to 774 code for a protein of 250 amino acids. The transcript has a single exon. Lineage: Eukaryota; Metazoa; Arthropoda; Insecta; Hymenoptera; Formicidae. The record is from RefSeq and is a predicted model, not a curated record.
GGCGUAGCAGAGCGUUUUGACAUGCAAAUUGCUACGGUGCACCUUAUUAUCAAAAGAGUUACAAACUUCUUAAUAGAUUUGGCUCCAUCAGUAAUCCGAUUUCCUGCUACAGAGCAAGAACGUCAAGAAAAGGCUCAAGAAUUUCAAAAUAUAUGCAAAAUUGAUGGAAUUGUGGGAUGUAUAGAUGGAACUUAUAUUCCGAUUAGAACACCUGCCAAAAAAAUUCGUCAUACAUACGUUAACAGACACGACGAAACUGCAAUUACUUUGCAAGGCAUAUGUGAUGCAAAAAAAAGAUUUAUAGAUUGUUUUACUGGAGUAUCUAGUAAAUUUCACGAUGCUCGCGUAUAUGAUAUAUCUUUUGUAAAAGAGAAGGUGUCUGCAAUGGGUGAUUAUUAUCACAUUAUUGGUGAUGCAGCUUAUCCAAUAUCUAUAAAUCUUUUAACACCAUAUAACGGACAAUUAACACCAGCGCAAACUAAUUUUAAUAAACGUUUUUGUAGAGCACGAGUUAGGAUUGAAAACGCGUUUGGAUUGUUAAAGAAUAGAUUUAGACAAUUAACGAGACUCGACAUGUGGUCUGUAACAUCAAUGUCCAAAUUUAUUAUAUCUUGUUGCGUAUUACAUAACUUAUGUAUAGAUAAAAAUAAUACGCUUGAUUACAUUGGUUAUGAAGAACUGCCGUUUCCAAUUCAGCCAAAUAUUUCCAACAAUAAUAGAAUAAGAAUGUUAGGCCAAUUGAAACGUGAUCGUAUAGCGCUUGAUUUAAUUUAA